AUGAGAAAAGAAACGAAAGUACGUUACAAGGAGACUAGUUCACCGUUUCAAAUUCAAAUUUUACUCAUAUUUACAAUCUUUUUUGCAUUCAUCAUUUUGCUCUUGGCUUUUCUGAUUUUUUCAUCCAAGCAACGUUUUGAGCUGCAAACUACGUUACAUCAACGUAGUUCCACGAAUAAUAUUUCCAUUAUUACUUCUCAGCCAUAUUUCAGGCUACCUACUACGAUCCAUCCAUUACAUUAUGACCUCAAAUUGCAAAUAUUUCUUCCAUAUCGGGAAGAUUUAAAUUUUAAUGAACGAAAUUUCAGCAUUCAUGCAAAUGUAGCAAUUCGUAUUGUCUGUUUGCAUGCAACCGAUCAAAUCAUUUUAAAUGCUAAAAAUUUGAAAUUUGAUGAAAGUGAUAUAGAAGUGCAAGACAGCCAUAACGAAUCGAUACCAUUGAUCGGUAUAAAUCGAUAUCAGCAUGAAGUAGAUGAUAUUCAUAUUGUUGAGAUAAUACUAAUGCGGGAACUUCAUUCUGGACAUGAUUAUGUGAUUUAUAUCAGAUAUCAGGGUAUUAUCAAUGAUGUUUGGACUGGUGGUCUUUACAUGACUCAAUACAACAUCAAUGGACAGACAAGGUUGUUAGCACUUACACAACUGCAACCAACAGAUGCAAGUCGCUUAUUACCCUGUUUCGAUGAACCAGAAAUGAAAGCGACAUUCCGGAUCAGUAUAAUCCAUCCUAUGGGCACUUCAGCUGUCUCCAAUUCACCAGUUCGUCGUUACCGUCAUCUCAAUUCAAAAUGGAGUAAGACAGAAUUUGAAGUCACACCUAUCAUGUCAACCUAUCUGCUAGCAGUAGCUGUCAGUGACUUUGUUUUCAAGUUUCGUCAUUGUGGGAAGAUUGAAGUUCGCGUUUGGUGUCAAUCGGCAAUGGCAUAUGACAUCGAUUAUGCGCUUCAUGUUGCAUGCCGGUUGUUAAAGUAUUAUGAAAAUUUCUUCUCCAUUCCUUAUCCACUAAAAAAACUCGAUAUUUUCACAGCACCUGAAUUACGUGUUUUGGCGAUGGAAAAUUGGGGGUUAAUUACCGUACGCCAAAAGUUGAUGCUUUAUAACCAACGUCUGAAUAGUUUACGUGAGAGGAGAGUUGUGACAGAUGUUAUUGCACACGAAGUCGCACAUAUGUGGUUUGGGAAUUUGGCGACAAUGCGUUGGUGGAAUGAUUUAUGGUUGAACGAAGGUUUCGCAACGAUGAUGGGACAAAAAGCAGCUGAUUUUGUUGAAAAUACAACACUGCGAAUGUCACAAUGUUUUGCUGCUGAUAUCACGCUAAAAGCGCUGUCAAGUGAUCAACAUGCGACAAUGACGCAACCAAUAAGUUUAAAAGAAAAUAGUGAUCGUAUACACGGUCAAGAUAUCAAAAUAAUCUAUAAUAAGGGAGCGGCAGUUAUUCGUAUGGUAGAAUCAACAAUUGGUGAGGAAGUAUUUCGACAAGGAUUGAAUCUCUACCUGGUAGAAUUUGCUUAUGCAAACGCUGAAAAGAGUGACUUUUUGAGCAGUUUCUCAAAAAUUUUCAAGGCAAUCGACUAUCAUCAUGAUCCUUUCUUGAGUACUAAUUUUUCGGUCUAUGAUUAUAUUGAUUCAUGGAUUUACCAACGAGGAUUUCCACUGUUGAAGGUUCGACAAGUCGGUGAUUAUUUUGAAAUCAGUCAGCAAAUAUUUGAUUUUGAUAAUAGCAGUGAAUUUGCUGAUACACAAUGGAAAGUGCCGAUAUUUACACAAGAAAAUGAGCAAGAUGAAGUUCAUUGGUUAGAAGAGGGCAAAAAAUUGAAACUAUUGCAUGGAUCGCAUACAUUUGUGUUAGAUCCAAACUUUCACGGUUAUUAUCGCGUCGAAUAUGAACUUAACUAUUGGAAGUUUCUUAUUGAUCAUUUACUACAAAAACAUAAUUAUUUUUCUGUUUCUACGCGACUUAAAUUACUCGAUGAUGCAUUUGUAUUAGCUGAAACUGGACGCAUUCCAUAUACAAUACCAAUGAAAAUGUCGCUAUAUCUUAGAAAUGAAACAAAAGUUGUACCAUUUAUUACCUUUCUAACUCGAUUCGAAACUAUCUUAUACCGUGUACAUCGUCAUUCCAAUGCAUCACUUUUCAAUAAAUACGUACAAUUUCUUAUGGAGCCAUCGUUUGAUCGAAUUAUUAAAGCUGAAACUGAUUCAGAUGUUUCACACAAUAUGGAAUUUGAAUUUAUAAGGGAGCUAAUAUAUCUCAAAAUGUGCGCCAGUGGAUAUCAACGAUGUGUCCGGAUAUUCCGAUCACGCUUGAACGAACUUUACGACAAUUGCUCGCAGGAAAUGCUUAGCAAUCCUUGCAAUAGCUUAGAAGCAAGCUUACGUAAUAUCGCUUAUAUGGUAGCAUCCAAAUAUGGCAAUCAAGCGGAAUUGACAUUUAUGAUCAAUAAAUUUCACGCAGAAGAAUAUCAUGUCGAGCGUGAUAGGAUUUUUUCCGCACUUGCUAGCAGCUCUAAUCGUUCUUACAUUGAAGUGUUGGUAAAAGAAGUAUUAACCAAGAAAGAGAAAGAUACUGAUUUCCGACCCAAAUUAUACGAACUUUCAAGGAAAAAUUAUGAUAAUGGAGCAGUUGGGCAGUAUUUAUUUAAUAAUUUUGCUGAACUUUUUAAGAGACACGAGAAGUAUGGACCUUUCUUCAUGCUUCAGAUGGCACGAGGUUAUGGCACAAACGAUGAUUUGCAAAAGUUGGAUAUAUUCGAGAAAAAAUAUGCUCCAUUAAUGAAAAAAUUAAAACCUGUCAUCUCUCAUAUUCGAGCUGAUAUUAACAGGCGAAUGAUUUGGAAUGCAAAAUACGCUGAUGAAAUUAUCGAAUUUAUAUCGAAAUAUUUACAGCGCUGA
This is a messenger RNA of Brugia pahangi, 2889 nucleotides long. The record is from the annotation of a GenBank genome assembly. NCBI's taxonomy places the organism in Eukaryota, Metazoa, Nematoda, Chromadorea, Rhabditida, Onchocercidae.